Molecule: messenger RNA, 1005 nt
Organism: Sclerotinia borealis F-4128
Lineage: Eukaryota; Fungi; Ascomycota; Leotiomycetes; Helotiales; Sclerotiniaceae
Source: the annotation of a GenBank genome assembly
AUGGCAGCAACUAUUACAGCAAACUUCAAUCCCGACGUUCCUCGGAAAGUAGUCUCCAAAGGACGAGAGGCUCUAAUGAAUUCUGUGGAGGAUUGUCUUUACGGCUCUAUUGCUGGAGUCGCUGGAAAAUAUAUCGAAUAUCCUUUCGACACGGUGAAGGUUCGACUGCAAUCUCAGCCCUACCAUCUUCCUCUACAGUAUACAGGACCUCUUGAUUGUUUCAAACAAUCAAUUCGCAGCGAUGGGAUUCUGGGGCUAUAUAGGGGAAUCAGUGCUCCACUAGUUGGAGCUGCUCUGGAGACCAGCAGUCUCUUUUUCUGGGAGCAAGUCAGUAGAGAAGCGCUCAUCAAGGCCGGGGUAUAUAAAAGUGAUCAACCACUUCCUCUGCAGGCUUUGUGGAUGACUGGUGCACUAUCGGGCGCACUCACUUCGUUGGUUCUUACGCCCAUCGAGUUGGUCAAAUGCAAAAUACAAGUUCCAGCCGCAGCAAACAGUUCAGUUCCUGUUGCUGCGAAAACAGUCUCAGCAGUUAUUCGCGAGGUUUGGCAUCAUCAAGGUAUUCGCGGUUUUUGGAAUGGGCAACUAGGCACCCUGAUCCGUGAAACCGGUGGAUGCGCAGCUUGGUUCGGUAGUAAGGAGACUGUUACUUCACUCUUCCGAACAAUGAACGCCAAAAGUUCUAUUCAAACUCAAUCUCCUAUUUUAUCUACCGAGCUAGCGCCUCUACCCGUUUGGCAACAAGCUCUCGCCGGCGCUUCUGCAGGCAUGUCUUAUAAUUUUCUCUUCUUUCCCGCGGACACAAUUAAAUCCCGCAUGCAAACAGCCUCUACCUCGUCCACAGCACCGCGCACAACAUUCAUGCAAGAAGGCGCUCUUCUCUGGAAACAACAUGGCAUGAGAGGCAUGUAUCGAGGUUGUGGCAUUACAGUCAUGCGGUCAGCACCUAGCUCGGCAUUCAUAUUCAUGAUUUACGACGGGUUAAAGAGUCGUUUCCAUCUCUCUUAA